Molecule: messenger RNA, 1222 nt
Organism: Schistosoma bovis
Lineage: Eukaryota; Metazoa; Platyhelminthes; Trematoda; Strigeidida; Schistosomatidae
Source: the annotation of a GenBank genome assembly
CGAAUAGUGUCAAGUGAAUUACAUAAAUUAUAAUUAUUGGUAGUCUAUUGAAAUGAAUAAACAAACAUACAGAAUCUUAUCAACAAUCGAAUUCAACAAGCUUCUCAGUUUACUGCAGAUUACGUACAAGUACAUUUUGUCAUUUGAUCCGUCGACUAGAAACGCCAUACGUAAAUUAUCCAAUUCUAAACACAAGAAAUAACUUUGGAAGUAUUGCUUGUCAUGAUUGAAAAUCUUGAAUGGAAUUCCAUUGAUGAAGUCAACAUGAUGAAUCAGAUGGAACAUGUUAAUCGUUUACUAAUUGUAUCCACAUAUGCCUUAAUGGUGUUAAUGAUUCUUAUAGCACAAAUUUUAUUCACAUUGAUUGUCAUAUUAUUCAUGUCAUUAUCGUAAAUAGUUUGAUCAAUAAAUGUUCUCUUUUUUGUUUUGUUUCCAUAGUUAUCAAUCAAAUUUUUCAAUUGCAUCAUUGAUACAGACAACGGCUAGUGGUUUAUUUGUGUUGAUCGCACUUGUGAUCGCACUAUUAAUUUGUUUUGUAAAGAAAAUAAAUGAGACAUUUCCAGAGAAUGUCACUCUUGCUAUUGCUUAUUCUGGUUGUAUGGCGUUAGCAUUAGGAAUUUGGUAUAUGCAAUUAUAUGUUCUUCUAAAAAUUGCAGCUUUUGGAAUUACUUCGGUGUUAUUCAUAUGUGCAGUGUUGAUUGGUGCAGCGAUUAAAACAAAUUUGGCGGACCAAAUAAAAAGUAUUCUAAUAUCUAUUACAUCGAUAUUUAUUACGUUUAUAAUAGCUGCAAUUGCAUUGGUCUUUUCAGGAAUCAAGGUAAUAGCUCUGGUUUUCUAUAUAGCUGCAGUAACAUUUUCAUUCAUUAUUACAAUAUUUAUCAGUUAUAUAACUAUUGGCAAAUUAAGAUGUCUUAUCUUUUAUCCUAAUUAUUCAUUAGCAUCUAUAUUAUUAUAUACUGUAUUCUUUAAUACCUUAGCAACUAUGAUUGAUAUAAUUAAUAUUUGCUCUCGACUACUAUUUAAUUUUCCAUUUUAAAUCGAUAAGAAAAAACAAAAAACAAAAAAAGAGAAAAACAUUGAGAAAAAAAAAGAGAAACUAUUCGUCAGUUUGUUGGUUACAUUGUUACAUUGAACUUUCUUUUUGAUAAACUUUUAGAUAAAUGAAAUUGAUUUGGGAGUUAAAAAUUUCUUGCAAAUUGUUUCACGGUUUCAGUUGUGAUUG